AUGGAUGGCGGUCGUCAAGUGGUUUUUCAAACUGUAACGUGGUUCCAAAUCUUUGUCUCCUCUGACAUACUUCCGAAAUUGCAGACAAUCAAUAAAAACCUGAAAGGCCGGCAACAAGAUCAAACAAGCACUACCGCCGCCACCACUACCUUCUCCACCUUCACGUCACCAGCACCUUUUCUUCACAAUAACCGCGAUCUAUCGUAUUUCACCUCCAAUCAUCUUCAAACAGACUUGAAAACCUUAAAUAAUCUAGAACCGAGCACGGGAAACUCAAGCAUGAGUAUAUUUCAAUCAAGUACUUACUAUUCGCAAGAAGGAGAAGACCGGAUACGAGGACAAAACUCUGGUAAAGCAUUUCCACCUCUGCAAUCUCCCAAUGCCUCUGUUAUUCAAAUUGGUUACUUAUCGUCUACAUCACCUUACGUUGUUGCUGCCAAUCCAGAGGAAACAGUUGGUAGCAACACUAUUAACCGUCGUGACAAUGCCAGCACAUAUUCUCGUAGGCUUGGUGAGGUCACGGAGACUACUGUCAGCGAAACUUCUAAUUUCUCGCAACAUAGUUUCUUUCACCCACCUAACUUAUUCUCAUUUAGUCAACCAUACCGAGAGUAUUCUACAUUUACCAGCGCUAAUUCCACUAUCAAUAGCAAAGAUUCGAUUGAUCCAAUUGCUCGGCCUGUCAGAUUUCAAGACAAACGAAAAAACAAUGAUGAUUGGCGAAAUGCCACGAUAGAACGCGCAAACAGAAGAUCGGCACAUAUUCAAAAUCAACCAUUGUCUUUUCAACCUCCUCCACCUCCCCCACCUCCGAUUACCACUAUCAAUAGUCAAAGUAUGCCGAAAAAGCGACCAUUAUCUCCAAUGCCAUCAGUCGAAGCAUCUCAUCAACAAAAUAAUCGUCCACGAAUGUCAAAUGCUCCUCCUCUGCCAGAGGACAAUUAUAAUAUAAAUGAACGAUUUGCUGCUCUUUCUGAAAGAAGGAUCGACUAUCGAAACACAAGCGCACAAACACGGCGGCGAAAUUCAUUAUCGGCACAAUUGGUGCCUAGUAGAAAAAGAUCGCUUACACCUAAACCCUUGAGCGUAUCACGUACUACUUCUCUACCAAGGCAUUCCAAAUCACUACCUCAUACUUCUAAACGCGCUAGCUCACCUGUAAAACAAAAAUCUGUAAAAGAACAUUAUACCAUGGACUUUAUACACUCGAAUUUUGAUACAAGAGCCGUUCUAGAGAAACCGGAAAAUGCGGAUUGGCUAAAAGAUCCAAAAAGUUAUCUCAACAAUCGCACGUAUUCUUCUUCGAGAUUUCAAAAUGUUGCUGACCAAUUCUUUCGAGCAACAGUUACGUUAGAAUUAGAAGGAACAAAAGUUAUUGGUCAUGGGGAUGCUACUAAAAAAAAGGAGGCUGAAAAAAUAGCUGUAAUACAUGUAUUGUAUCAACUUGAAGCGCAAGAUAUGUUGAAUAAAAUAACCAGUUCUAAGGAGAGGCUUGAUUCUGAUUCUAAGAAACACGUAUUUGAGUAUUGUGCAAGGUUUGAUCAUGUUCCUUACUUUAAACUCGUUUCAAAUGGUCGUUUCGAUUGGCGUGCAGAAGUGGAUCUUCCUUCUCAGGAAAUUGUUGGUCGAGGACGUGGAAGAACAAAAAAAGAGGCGGAGCUCAGGGCUUCACAAGAUUUCAAGAGACAAGCUGAAGAAUAUCAAGCACGGCAUGGAGGAGAACCUCUCUCAAAAACCGAAGGAAAAACUAUUAAUGAAGAAAGAUCUAGAGAUUUUAUUCGUUUUUACGCUAAAUAUUUUAAAUUCAAGAGUCCCGAAUGUAAAUAUAAAGCAAUUGGAUCAAAUGGUAAUACGCUGUGGGAUGUUUCAAUUAUAGUUGAAAAUUCCGUGAUAGGGAGUGCUCAGCGACCGUCUAAACGUGACGCACAAACAGCUGCCUUUCUGGAUGCUGCUAUUGGCUUGCGGACAGAAUCACCUCAAUUAUGGGAAAAAUUCGAACAAACUAAAAGUAAAGAUGGUAAAAGAACUAUACCUUUAGUUCCUUUAAAUAUGGGUGAGCAAACGCAUCGUAUUCUUCGGAAUCUUGUCCAUGAUAUACGAGAUGCACCAAUGUUUUACGAGCCUUAUUUGCUAAAUGAAAGUAAAUCGAACCAAAAGGGAUCAAUUACUACGUCUAAGGAUAAAAGAACAGCAGCAAGAGCAAAGAAGCCAAAGUGCGAAAGUCCUGAACAAACAAAAGCUCUUAACGCAAAAUCUGCACAACUUUAUGCUUCUUACCAGAAAUAUUUAACUUCGAAUGAGACUAAAAAGAUGCGUGACACUAGAUAUAAUCUUCCAAUUACGCAAUAUGCCGAGACAAUAAUAAAAACUAUGGAAGAGAAUCCUAUAAUGGUAAUUGUAGGGUCAACUGGCUGCGGUAAGACCACUCAAUUGCCGCAACUUAUUCUGGAAGAUGCAAUAAAGAAAAAAAAUGGCGCACGUUGUAACAUCGUUGUUACGCAACCUCGUAGGAUUGCUGCUAUUUCUGUUGCUCAGCGUGUUGCUGUUGAGAGAGCGGAAAAAUUAGGAGCGACGGUGGGAUAUCAAGUUCGUUUUGAAAGUGUAAUGCCGUCUUCCUCUGGAAGCAUUCUAUAUUGCACUACUGGUCUUUUCUUGCGUCGUCUUCAUGACGAACAAAGUAACAAAGACCCACUCGAGGGUGUAACGCAUAUCGUCAUAGACGAAGUACACGAGAGAGAUAUGAACACUGACUUUUUAUUAGUGAUUUUAAAACGUCUUCUUGACGAAAGACGUCGUAAUAAUUUGCCUCCAAUUAAAUUGAUUCUCAUGAGUGCAACAAUUGAUACGGGAAUAUUUGCGGAGUACUUUGGCAAUUUCUUUCCGAAUGGCAGAUGUCCAGUUAUUGAAGUUCCCGGUAAAAUUUAUCCCGUCGAAAAAUUUUAUCUGGAUGAUAUAAUAACCCAGUUACAGACAUUAUAUAAACCGUCGGAAACGCCUCAAUUCAAUACCAAAGACCUUAAAAAAUAUAUUGAUCGCGAGAUGAAUCUUGUAAUUCAACCCAAAUCCUCAGAGGUGGAAACCGAUAGUCAGAAUGAUGAAAUAGAAGAGAAUGAUGAUGCGUCUGUGGAAACAUCGUCGUCUGGGGCUAUUAUCGAUUGGAAAAAAAAAUCAAAACAACAGAAAGAUGAUGAAUUAGCUGAUGCUGAAAUCCCAUACGAGCUAAUGGGACUAGUUCUUGCACAUAUCGCCAAAACUGGUAAAGAGGGCUCCGUUUUAGUUUUCUUACCUGGAUGGGAAGAGAUAACGGCACUAAAUAAAAUUUUGACCGCUAGUAAGCCACUAGGCGUUGACUUUAAUGAUCAGAGUAAAUUCACAAUACAUAUGCUCCAUUCUUCUCUUCCAUCAAUAUCACAGAAACAAGUUUUUGAUCCAUUACCAAAUUCGAGCAUGCGAAAAAUCAUUCUAGCAACAAAUAUUGCCGAAACAUCAAUUACCAUUCCAGACAUUGUGUAUGUUAUUGAUUCGGGAAAACUUAAAGAAAAACGAUACGAUCAAUCAAAACGAAUGACUGCUCUAAUUACUACUUGGAUUAGUCAAUCAAAUGCACGUCAAAGAGCCGGUAGAGCUGGACGUAUGCGCGAGGGCGUCUAUUAUUCAAUGAUGUCUAACAAACGCUAUCAAAAUAUAGAAGGUUUUUCGACACCGGAAUUAUUGCGCUCGGAUCUGCAAGAAAUAUGUCUGCAAAUUAAGGCGCUUGAUCUUCCGACAUCGAUUGCUGAUGUGCUCGCUGAGGCAAUUGAACCCCCAGACCAUGCUAGCGUAACUGCUGCUCUUGAUAACCUAAAGACGUUACAAGCCUUGGAUAAUUCCGAGGAGUUAACCCCACUUGGAAAGGUUCUUGUUACAUUACCGGUUGAACCCGCUUUAGGAAAGAUGGUUUUAUUGGGCACAAUCUUUCAAUGUUUAGAUCCGAUUCUCACUAUUGCGGCAUCCAUGGGCUCCAAAAGCCCAUUCUUCUCUCCGCCUGGUCUAAAGCAAAAAUCAGAUGCGUGUAAAAUGUAUUGGGCACAAGGACAAUUAAGUGACCAUUUCUCGGUUUUGAACGUUUAUAAGGCUUGGUACGAGAUUCAAUCAACCGGCAAAAUAUCAGAAUCUUUCAAGUUUUGUUCUGAUAAUUUUCUCAAUCGAAAUGGAUUACAAAAUAUUGAAAGGAUCAAAAUACAACUAUUGAAUCUUUUAGAACGUAGUGGAGUUGUUCCCCGAUCAAAUCAAAACUAUUAUGGACGAAAUAGACAAAGAUCACAAUUGACAAUUGGUCCACCAGAAUAUAACAUCAACGCGAAUUGUAUUCCUUUACUUCGUGCUAUAAUAUGUGCAGGUGUCUAUCCCAACAUAUCUGUACAGAUCACAAAAAGAAAACUUGGCACCCGUGAUGAAAACACCAUAAUACAUCCUUCUUCUGUAAACAGUCCAAAAGGGGACAAAGAUAAGGGUAAGGAUAAAAAGGGCGAAUCAAAUUCCUCCGUUGCCGGUACACUAUACGCAUAUUCUGAAAAAGUCAAAUCGAGUAACUCGCAAAUAUUUCUUCGAGAUACCACCCGCGUUGAUCCAUUAUCUGUGAUUUUAUUUGGCGGUGAAAGUACCUUGGUCCGUAAUGACCGUUCUUCUCAAAUAAUAAUCGACGAAUGGCUGAAAUUCGAAGGACAUGAUCAUAUUUUGAGCCAUACAACAGCACUAAAAUCGAUGUUGGAUUGUUGUUUGACUAAUGUCUAUCAGCGAUUAGAUAGUCAAAAUUUGACAAAAAACAAAAAGAGAAAUAACUUUAAUAGUUAUGGUGAUCAAUAUAAUGAUCAAAAUGAUGCCGAAAAAGUAAAGUAUUUUCUUGUCAAUGGGAUUGCUGAUAUUUUGAUUAGUUUGAAUCAAGAUAUGGAGGCGCAGCAAAAAGAAAAACUUCGAUCAAGACAAUAA
This is a messenger RNA of Ambispora leptoticha, 4968 nucleotides long. NCBI's taxonomy places the organism in Eukaryota, Fungi, Glomeromycota, Glomeromycetes, Archaeosporales, Ambisporaceae. The record is from the annotation of a GenBank genome assembly.